CUGCUCCAAAGAUGACCUACUAUGGAAAAUGCAUUGAGACUGUGAUAGAGCAACUUGACAAAUUUAAGCCUCAUAAGGACAACCCUGAGCAGUUCCUGGAGACGGUGUCCACCUCCUUACAGCAGACUCUGAGCCCCCAGAAGCUUUCUUUCAUUUUGGACAUUCUGGCUGGCUGCCUUGAAUACCGGAAGUUACUGACCGUUGUGGUGGAUGCCUUCUAUGUACGGGAUGGUCGGCUCUGCCUGUGGGCCGACUAUAGCCUCUUUGAGGUGAUCUGCUACCUGGCCAUGUUCCAGCUGGAUGAGCUCGGCUUCCAGCUCUUCUGCAGCAUCAUCAAGUCCCAGCCUGUGGCUAAGACUUGCAAGUUCCUCAGGUUUUUCUUUAACCCCUUGAACCUGUGCUCGUGGAUCAAGGACGAAUGGAGCCUCAUCUAUGAAACAGCCCAUGUGAAGGAGAACUGGAUUGACCCUCUGAUGAGAUGGCAGCCAGAGGUCCAAGAGCUGAUCAAUCAACUGGAGGGAGUGCCAACUGAUCGAACUCUCUUGAAGACCAAGGCCAAAGUCACAGAGCCCAAGGAAUUCAACCUGACUGUCCCCAAACCCCGUGCCAUUACAAUGCCUGAGCCUGUCCCCACUAUGGCCAAGCCAAGACCCGUCCCUCAGAGUACCUACCAGGAGCCCAAGGAGCAGAAGCUUCUGCAGAUGAUCAAGAGAUUCAACCGCCGGACUGCUGAGGAGCUGCUGCUGAAAGCAAACAUGGAAGAGCUACGGUGUGCCAUGCCCCGGUUACGCAAGGAUCCACAAGUGCAGGAUGUCAAGAAGCAGCAGCAGCAGCAGCAGCAACAAUCUGUACCCCGGAUACGCAGGACUCCAAAUCUGACCUUCUACAAGCCAAACAGCUUCCCGGUCAAGCUGAACACAGCCACCAUCCUUCGAGAAGGGGCCUUGUACCAGCGGCAGGUGGAGAAGGAGCUGCAGAGAGUUGAUAAGCUUGUGGAUGGGGCUGGGGACUUCUCUGAGUUCCUCGAGUGGCAGAAGAAGAUGCAGGCGAAGGACCUGGAGGAACAGCUGGCUGCAGGCGAGUGCCGGAGGCUGCAGGGGAAGCUGAGUCACGAGGAGGCCAUCUUGGCCCGGCAUAACCUCAUGCAGGAAAAUAAGCAGAAGGCUGACCAGAAGAAGGAGGAGACAGCUGAGCUAAUGCUGCAGUGUGCUGAGAGGCGCCUCCAAGAGGAGAAGUCCAUGAGGGAGCUGGUGGAGCAGGUCACAGAGGCCCAGAAGAAUGUCAGGCUGGCCCACAUGAAGCUCGUGAAGGGCCGGCAGCAAAUAGUUCAGGAGGUGAUAGAGGAGAGCCGAGAGUUGCUACAGCGUAGCACAGAGGAAGCCAGAGAGGAGCAGAGGCGGCGUUGUGAGCUCAUCGCCCAGCUGCGUGCACUGGAGACACAACCCACCCGCAAGGGGAAGCUGGUGGACCUUACCCAGAUCCCGGGAUAUGGCCUGGAAGGCGAGAUGUCUGUUGUGGAACUUAGAGAACGGCUCGCCCUGCUCAAAGAGACCCAGAAACGAGAGCGGAGGGAAAAACGGGAUCACAUCAUCCAGGACAAGCGAGCCAAAAGCCAAAAGCUACAGAACACAGUGGAGCAGAUCUCACUAUGCCGCGCAGCCAUGGGCAGAACUGCAGCCUUGAGGUGGGAGGAAAAGAAGGCCCAGGCGGCAAGCCUGGGGACACCCUCCCAGGACGAGCGCGUGCUGGAGCUGCAGCGCAGAAUGGAGGAGAGGGUAGCUGAGCGCCGCAAGCAGACAGCAAAGCUGCUUCUGUCACCAUCCCGUGCCGUGCGCCCCCAGCUGCGGGCACAGGAGGAGGUCCAGCACUGGCUGGAGCUGGACCAGAGUCGCGAGCGCAGGCUGCAGGCGAGGCAAGAGGCCGACCGCACCUGCCAGCCUACACGUCACCUGAAGGCCUCCUGAGGCCGCCGGCGGCCCCACGCCUACACCGCGUGUGGCUGCAGACCUGGGACCCCUGCCCCUCUGUCAACGACUCUCUUCCAGCACCCUCUACCAAGAAGCCCAGCCUCUCCCCAGCUCCAGUCUG
Molecule: messenger RNA, 2088 nt
Organism: Acomys russatus (golden spiny mouse)
Lineage: Eukaryota; Metazoa; Chordata; Mammalia; Rodentia; Muridae
Gene: Cfap99
Product: cilia and flagella associated protein 99
Exons: 15
Coding region: 12-1964 (650 amino acids)
Source: RefSeq, a predicted model, not a curated record